Physella acuta is the source of this 1708-nucleotide messenger RNA. RefSeq lists its product as uncharacterized. The record is from RefSeq and is a predicted model, not a curated record. Lineage: Eukaryota; Metazoa; Mollusca; Gastropoda; Physidae.
CGGUCUAGUGUUGUUAAGAACGCGUUGCUACGAAGUUUCGCACUCUUUAGAUGAAAAUAAACAAACUUCCUAUUUACUAAUUUAAUAUUUACAUUGAACUGUAAAUUCAAUAUCAAAAACAGAAUUAUCAUUUCAUAACGAUGACAACAGCCACACAACAACGCAAGGAGCCAGAGGUGCUGUCACAUUCCAGCUUAGCUAUGCUGGCAAGAGGAGUUGGUAAAGAAAGCUUAAAAGGCGUGGAAUUUGCCAUGUACCUUAACAUUCCAACAACUACCAUCAUCAAGUGCAUCGCAGACAUUACAGAUACACCACUCACCAACGAAGGCUCAGAACAGAAUAAAAUGGAUGUGACGCAGAAAUGUCUGUUUUUAUGGAAGGAGCUGACAAAAUGCACGAAGACAAAUCAGAGGGUGAAAGAGCUAGAGAGAGCAUUAAGAGAAAUAGGUAAGGCAGAUAUCGCCGACAUUUUACAAGAGCGACAUCAAAAUAGCCAGGAGUUAACUCAAGAAAUAUUCGGCUAAUAUGUUGGACGUCAUUGUAUGCAAGUGGGAAAUGAUUGUUAAUACUUUAAAUAGUGAAGAUGUUAUUUUAUACAUCAUUGAAUAGUAAAUAGUGUUAUUACUGUAAAAUGUAUAAAAAUUACUGCUGGAUAUGUUUAUGUUUUAAAAAAUUAUGAAAUAGUCGUUCAACAGUUGUAAUCUAUUUUAUCAAAAUUGCAAUUUACUAGAAUAUACAAGCAAAUAAUGUUAACUUCUAAUAACUGUCAAACAUCCCUCAAGAAUUGUUAUAAGAUUCAAGUUUGACAUUAUUUUUAAUAAAAAGACAUUUUAUUGACCUCAAGUUUUUUAUUAUGGAACUGUAACAUUUGUAGACAUUGUAAUUUAUUCUUUCAUGUACAUGUCUCAAUUAUUAUCUUAAUAUUACAUUGUUAUUAAAAAAAAUAAAGGGUUUUGAAAAAUAAAAAUGCCACCUCAAAAUUGCUUAAAACAUUAUUGUGUUGUUUGCAGAAAAUAAGUAAAUAUUGUGAAAUUUCAGUAGGUAUGAUGAAAAUAUUCUCCAACUCCAGAAAACUUCAAUAAAAACUGUUAAGGUAUGACUCAUUUAAAAAUAAAUAUGUGCAAAAAAAUAUAAGCAAUUAUACAACCAGUCAAAUAUUAUGCAUAUUACAGAGUAAAAACUCAUUGGGAGCUUGCCUCCAUUAAAGAGUAGACAACGUUCUAAGAAACUUAUUCUGCAGUCAUGUUUUCCAUGCAAUAGUGAGAUAACUGCAGUUUAGCACAUAAAAUCUACACAGGCAGUAAAUAUUUUGUAGUAAUAGGGGUGUCCUAUUAAGUGAUUCUGUUCUAUGUUAUAUUAAAAAGUUGUGAUGUAUUGGAGAAUAAAAGCUGUGUAUUGUUUGAAUUAAGGUUUGGUCAAGAAAUCAAUGAAAUUAUUUUGAUAUUAAUGAUAAUCAGCAUUCAAAAUGUUAAAAAAAUUUAAUUCUACAUUCAGAAAAAAACCCAUUGCAUAUUGAUUAAUUAAUAAAUAACAAUUAUAAAACUUAAAUGACUGCCAAAGUUUCGUGGUAAUAAAAUGCAAACACCCCCUUUUCCCAAGUGAAUGAAAUGAACUGGUGGAGAGAAGGGGUGACAAAACUAUAUCUGUCUCUGGUGCUUUAAUGUAAUUUUCUCACUUAAGUAUAUUUUAAUAGUAUGAAUUUUUUUUU